This is a messenger RNA of Talaromyces proteolyticus, 2892 nucleotides long. Its product is annotated as aspartyl-tRNA synthetase. Gene Ontology annotation, molecular function: aspartate-tRNA ligase activity; RNA binding; ATP binding. The transcript has 7 exons. Gene Ontology annotation, biological process: aspartyl-tRNA aminoacylation. NCBI's taxonomy places the organism in Eukaryota, Fungi, Ascomycota, Eurotiomycetes, Eurotiales, Trichocomaceae. Gene Ontology annotation, cellular component: aminoacyl-tRNA synthetase multienzyme complex; cytosol; cytoplasm. The coding region runs from base 1 to 2892 and encodes 963 amino acids. The record is from RefSeq and is a predicted model, not a curated record.
AUGAGGUCUGCCAGACUCUCACGGCUGCCAUGCUCAUGGCAGCCUCGAUAUAACCCUAGCUUUCGAGCCGCGUCUGCACCAUGGAGGCCGUCUAAUAGCCGGAGAGGGCUCCAGACAUCAACAGCACAGGCGUCGGAUAUCGCAUUUGCAUUCGACAUCGACGGCGUUCUCCUCCGUUCGUCCAAGCCGAUCCCCGGCGCCGCCGACGCUCUUCGUACACUGCAGGACCGCGGGAUACCUUUCAUCCUUCUUACGAACGGCGGCGGAAAGCAUGAGACAGAGAGAGUCGCUGAAAUCGGCCAAAAAUUGCAAAUAGAUUUGGAUCCGAGUGUGAUAAUCCAGAGCCAUUCUCCCUUUGCAGGGCUGGUCCAUGGUGCCUUUGGGCAGGAGGCGUUGGAAAACAAGUGUAUUCUGGUGGCCGGCGGUGACGGCGAUGGCUGUCGUCAGGUAGCAGAGAAAUAUGGAUUUAAGUCUGUUGUGACUCCCGGCGACUUGUUCAAUGCAUACCCUGGUAUUUGGCCCUUUUCCAAAGUAUUCAAGGAUUAUUAUAAAACAUUUGCGCGGCCUCUUCCAAAACCCAUUGACCCAAGCGAUCCAAGCAAUAGUCUCAAGAUUGACGCAAUGUUUGUUUUUAAUGACCCUCGCGACUGGGGGCUUGAUGCUCAGGUUAUAGUAGACAUUCUACUAUCCUCACAGGGCAUCAUCGGGACGAUAUCUGAUAAGAACGGCAAAUCCGACCUGCCGAACCGAGGCUACCAACAAGACGGCCAACCCCCCUUAUAUUUUUCGAACCCAGAUCUAUGGUGGGCUGCAUCAUAUCACCUUCCAAGACUUGGCCAAGGGGGAUUCCGCGAGGCAUUGGAAGGAAUAUGGGCCGCUGUAACUGGAGGACCGGCCCAAGAUGUUGAGCUUAUCAAAACCGUGGUUGGAAAACCGUACACACUGACUUACAGGUUCGCAGAAAACCAAUUACUGCGAAAUAGGGCUAGAAUCUUGAACUCCAGCAGCCUGCCUCCGGUUAGAAAAGUCUUCAUGGUUGGCGAUAAUCCAGAAUCAGAUAUUCGCGGAGCGAACUCUUAUAAGAGUGAGCAUGGGAGCGAUUGGCACUCUAUUCUUGUGCGGACUGGUGUCUACAAUGGGGGACAACCCUCCUGUCCUCCUAAGACUAUUGUGGAUGACUCAACGCAGGCCAUUCUUUCCGUCUCAAUUCGACGCAGGUGCUACCCAGUCAACAUGGCCGACUCAACCCUCCCUCACCGUCCAAAGCCUGAGGAGACCCCCGAAGCCGCCCCUGCAGUUGAAGGCGGUGCAGCUCCCCCUAGCAAAAACGCGCUGAAAAAGGCCGCCAAAGACAAGGCCAAGGCCGAGAAGGCUGCGGCGCGGGCUGCUCAGGAACAAGCCCAGAAAGCCGUCCAGGCCGUAGAUACUGCUGUUGGGCUGUACGGGAAGUUGCCUGAAACCGAAGAUAUUGUUUCGGUUCUCGACUUUUCGAAAUUGGGCGAGGAAUACUAUGAGAAGGAUGUCACCGUUGUGGCGCGUAGCGCAAAACUCGGGUUUCUUACGCUCAGACAGAAGGGAAAGAAGCUGCAGACAGUGGUUGCGGCUCCACAAGAAGGUCCAGUUUCAAGACAGAUGGUCAAGUGGAUUGCUUCUCUGAAUGUCAAUUCGAUCGUACAAGUCACUGGGGUUGCGAAAAAACCCGCCGUGCCAAUCGCAUCUGCGACAUUAACUGAGUUGGAAUUACACAUUAAGAAAAUAUAUCUGAUUGCUGAAGCCGCGCAAGUGUUGCCUAUGCAGGUCAAGGAUGCCGAAAGGCCUCCACCUCUCAGCGAUAUCGUUGAGGGCGAAUCCCAAGUCGACGCUGAAGGUGCUCCUAUUGUCACACUAAAGACCCGCUUGGACAACCGUGUUCUCGAUCUUCAAACCGAGACUAGUCAAGCCAUCACAUGGAUAUCUAGCGGAGUUGCAGAGUUAUUCACAGAGUAUAUGCUUAAGAGUGGUGCACGCUGGAUCUUCUCAUCGAAGUUGAAUGGGUCAUCGACAGAAGGCGGCAGUGAAGUUUUCGAAGUGAAAUAUUUCAAGAGGAUGGCUUACCUAGCCCAGAGCCCACAACUUCACAAGCAAAUUUGCAUUGCAGGCGACAUGGAAAGUGUCUUCGAAGUUGGCCCUGUUUUUCGUGCCGAAGAGAGUAAUACCCACCGUCACUUGACAGAAUUUACCGGCCUGGAUUUUGAAAAGACCUUCCAAAACCAUUACCAUGAAGUUCUUGAAUUUGCUGAGGAUCUGCUUGUGUUCAUUCUCACACAGCUCCAGGAGCGCUACAAGGAGCAGAUCGCCGUGAUUCAAAAGUCAUACCCCAAAGCAGGCGACUUCAAGCUUCCUAAAGAUGGAAAGGCCCUCCGAUUGAACUAUAUGGAUGGCGUGGCGUUGCUGAAGGAAGCUGGUGUCGACACCUCUGAGCAGGAGCGAUUUGAGAAUGAUUUCAGCACUGCUAUGGAGAAGCAGUUAGGUCAAAUUAUUCGUGAGAAGUAUGACACCGACUUCUACGUUCUUGACAAAUUUCCCAUGGCAGUUCGACCAUUCUAUACAAAGGCAGAUCCCAAGGAUCCCACGUUCUCAAACUCGUACGACUUCUUUAUGCGUGGUGAGGAAAUCAUGUCUGGAGCUCAGCGCAUUCACGAGGUCAAGGAGCUAGAAGAGAGCAUGGCUGCUAAAGGUCUUGACCCCACUGCAGAGGGCUUUGAAGACUAUCUCAGUGCUUUCCGACAAGGAUGUCCUCCGCACGCUGGCGGUGGUCUAGGUCUGAACCGUAUCGUCAUGUUCUUCCUGGGUCUGCCGAAUAUUCGGUUGGCAACUCUGUUCCCUCGUGACCCUCAGCGUUUGAGGCCAUAA